CGACUGCUGCUGAAAAUACUGUGUGAAUAAGCCGCGUGUAUGUGCGUGAAGAGCUUGUGUAAGCCAUGUCGGUAUCAGUGAUCAUAAAGUGGGGAGGACAGGAGUUCUCCAUCAAUUCUCUGUCUGAGGAGGACACAGUGAUGGACCUAAAACAGUCCAUUAAGACUUUGACUGGAGUGUUGCCAGAGAGACAGAAACUUCUUGGACUGAAGAUCAAAGGUAAACCUGCAGAGGAUGAAGUGAAGCUGGGUUCUCUGAAACUAAAACCUAACACCAAGAUUAUGAUGAUGGGUACCAGAGAGGAAAGUUUGGAAGAUGUUUUAGCCCCUCCCCCUGAAAAUGAUGAUGUCGUCAAUGAUUUUGAUAUUGAGGAAGAGGUUAUAGAAGUGGAGAACAGAGAAGAGAACCUGGCUAAAAUAGCUCGAAGAAUAAAAGAAUAUAAAGUAGAGGAACUGAACCCUCCUAGAGAAGGCAAGAAACUCCUGGUGUUGGAUGUGGACUACACACUGUUUGACCAUAAGUCAUGUGCGGAGACGGGUCAGGAGCUGAUGAGACCAUACCUUCACGAGUUUCUGACAUCAGCCUAUGAGGACUAUGAUAUUGUCAUCUGGUCUGCAACAAGUAUGAAAUGGAUAGAAGCCAAGAUGAAAGAAUUAGGAGUGACAGAUAACCCAAAUUACAAGAUUACGUUCAUGUUGGAUAGUGCAGCUAUGAUCACGGUACACACCCCAAAAAGAGGGGUGGUGGAGGUGAAGCCAUUAGGUGUGAUAUGGGGGAAGUACGAAACAUUCUACAACAGGAAGAACACCAUCAUGUUUGAUGACAUUGGACGAAACUUCCUCAUGAAUCCACAGAAUGGACUAAAGAUCCGACCUUUCAUGAAGGCCCAUCUCAAUAGAGAGAAGGACAGAGAGCUCUAUAAACUGGCUCAGUACCUGAAAGAGAUCUCCAAGCUUGAUGACAUCAGCGGACUGAACCACAAACACUGGGAGAGGUACUUAUCCAAGAAGCUGCACCAUUGA
Messenger RNA from Nematolebias whitei (Rio pearlfish), 1022 nucleotides. It is a transcript of the gene ublcp1, whose product is annotated as ubiquitin-like domain containing CTD phosphatase 1. The coding region runs from base 66 to 1022 and encodes 318 amino acids. The record is from RefSeq and is a predicted model, not a curated record. Gene Ontology annotation, molecular function: protein binding; protein serine/threonine phosphatase activity. The transcript has 10 exons. Lineage: Eukaryota; Metazoa; Chordata; Actinopteri; Cyprinodontiformes; Rivulidae. Gene Ontology annotation, cellular component: nucleus. Gene Ontology annotation, biological process: protein dephosphorylation.